GUUAGCGUCACUGGAAGAAGUCGAGCCUGGUGCGCGGCAGAGAAAGUGAAGUGGAAUCUCAGGGUUUUGUCGGCUUGUCAAGUGAAUGUUGAAGUGAGGGUGUGUUCGCCAUUUACCUGGACGGCCAUCAGUGCUCUUGUGACUACUUUACUAAACGAGGACACAGAUACAACUGUACAUUUGUAUUUAUUGUGUUAACGCUGGCUACUCUUCUGAAGAAAGCAGGGUCCGGAUUAAAGGAUGUGAAGAAGGCUCUGAGUCGGGGCUCCAAGAUGAGUGUGACGUCAUGGUUCCUGGUCAGCAGCUCAGGUACAAGACAUCGGUUGCCACCAGAGAUGAUCUUUGUAGGCCGGGAGGAGUGCGAGCUCAUGUUGCAGUCGCGCAGUGUGGACAAGCAGCAUGCAGUCGUCAACUACAACCCCGCCACAGACGAGCACAUGGUGAAGGACCUGGGCAGCCUGAACGGGACUUUUGUGAAUGAUCUGAGAAUCCCAGAUGAGACUUACAUUACCCUGAUGCUCUCUGAUGUCAUCCGCUUUGGAUAUGAUUCUCAUGUGUACAUCCUGGAGAGGAGUCAACACAAGGUGCCAGAGGAGGCUCUCAAACAUGAGAAGUACACCAGCCAGCUGCAGAUGAGUAUGAAGGCACUGGAGGCAAGGAAGAAGGAGAAGGAGAGGCAGCAUGUUAAGGAGAAGACCAGAGACUCAUCCUGCUUCAAACAGGAGAAAGCCGAGCAUAAAGCUGCCCUCGCAGCAGUGGCCAGCGAGACUCCAGUGUCCAGACCCACUCCUCUGUAUGGGCAGCCGUUGUGGUGGGGGGAGGAUGAUGCUGAACACAGUGGAGGACAGCGGCCAGACGAGGACCCUGCAGAGAAUACUAAAGAGGGCUCCAGACAUGAGAUCAGCGGCUCCCUGUCAGACAGCCAGGCCAAGACAAUCUACUCGCACCACAGGGAGCCAAGCUACUUUGAGAUACCCACCAAGGAGUUCCAGCAGCAGGAGCUCCAUGAGGUUCCCACUAAGGACACUGACCCCCCUUCUCUCCCUGUCCCUGUUCUCCCUCCAGUCCCCACCUCCACACCCCCUGUGGUGCAGAGCCACGCCUCCUUCACCAUUGAGUUUGAUGAAUGCACACCAAGCAAGAUCAAGAUCAAGGACCAUGUGACAAAGUUUUCCUUCCGCCAGCAACGCAAGCUCCCGGGUAAGGAGGCGGUAACAGCGCCCACUGAGGUGAUAUCAGCUGAGUGCAAGGUGGCUGAUUGGCUGGUCCAAAGCGAUGUGAGCAUGAUGAGGAGGAGGUCUCGGACAGAGGACAUGUUCAGCUCAAAGAGUGGCCUGCCCAUCUGCAACGAGGCUUCCACAGGCCACCACCAUGAGGAUGGGACUUGGAGUGACUCUGAGGAUCCUGUUGUAAACGGGAAACGGGCUAUACAAUUAAAGCCACCGAUGGGCCCUCACAAAUCUCUACCACCCCAGCUGGCCCUCCCUAGACCCUUCACCAACCCUGACUCAGCGGAUCCUCAGUCUCACUCCCCUCCUCCAAGCCAGGACAAAGCAGACCCCCAGCAGGGCUUCGUCAUUGAGUUCUUUGACGACAAUCCACGCAAGAAGCGCUCACAGUCCUUCACCAACAACACAGGCCAGCUCGACAGCCCGGCCCUCAGGAACAAGCCGGAGAAAAGGUGCGACCCCAGCACCCCCACCCAGCAGUACACCAUUCCCUUGAAGGGCCCGGGUUCUGGAGGCCCCCAGAGGGCUGGCUCCCUGAGGAGGGAGAAGAUGGAAGAUCGGAUCAGUAACAACAUCUCCUCCUGCUCCAUCCCUCCCAGGCUGUUUAGAAGUGUGGGACGCAGGUCCAAACUGGCCCAGGACUUCACGGCUGAGUUCCUGAGGGAGUCCAGACAGGAGUCUAGGCCGAGCAUGAACACAACCUGGGAGAAGAAUACGUCUCCUGUGUCUCCUACCACCAGCCCCCCACCAACAGUAGAGGCAAUAGCACCCCACUCCCACCCCCACCAGACCACACCAAGCCCCCUCAGCCAUACCACUCAGACUUCAUCCUGUACCCACCAGUCUGUGCCCCUGAAAGCCCCUCUAAUGCCCAUGGCCCCACGCAGCCUGGAGGCCCCACGCAGCCUGGAGGCCCCACGCAGCCUGGAGGCCCCACGCAGCCUGGAGGCCCCACGCAGCCUGGAGGCCCCACGCAGCCUGGAGGCCCCACGCAGCCUGGAGGCCCCACGCAGCCUGGAGGCCCCACGCAGCCUGGAGGCCCCACGCAGCCUGGAGGCCCCACGCAGCCUGGAGGCCCCACGCAGCCUGGAGGCCCCACGCAGCCUGGAGGCCCCACGCAGCCUGGAGGCCCCACGCAGCCUGGAGGCCCCACGCAGCCUGGAGGCCCCACGCAGCCUGGAGGCCCCACGCAGCCUGGAGGCCCCACGCAGCCUGGAGGCCCCACGCAGCCUGGAGGCCCCACGCAGCCUGGAGGCCCCACGCAGCCUGGAGGCCCCACGCAGCCUGGAGGCCCCACGCAGCCUGGAGGCCACAAGCCCCAAAGGCCUGGGGAACGAGGAGGAUGAUACCUUGAGUGAAGCAGGCACCUACACCAUUGAUACAGAGGUCCAGGAUAAAGAGGUGGAGGAGGCACGCAGCAAGAUAGAACAGGUGUUUGGUGUUGUUGAGGGGCCAGAGCAGCCCAGCCAGACUGCAGCAGCAGCAUGUAAGCCUGUUGAGUUUCAGGACAGGGAGGAGCGUAGGGAGAGUAGCUUGGUGGAUCUGAUGCCAGCUCCAGGGCAGGGACAGAAUCUGGUGCAGGUACCUGGUGGCUCUAAGUGGGUGUCUUGCUGGGCCAGCCUGGCAGACAGCUACACACACUCUGGCCCUGCCUCAGGCCUCUUCGAAAUCCCCUUACAGAUGGACCUGUCAGGAGGAGUUGGUGGGAGGACCGUCCAUCAGGCAACGCUCAGUCGGAACAUCAAUAGUGUGGAAUCGGAAGGCCCGAGUUACAAAACACAGCGUAUUCCUUCUCAGGCACCAUCGAUGGAAAAUAAUGAGACUCCAACUCCCAGCAUUCUUAUCCAUCAGGACACUUACUCUACCUAUGAUAUCAAAGAGAGGAGCUUCAGAGUCCUUGGACCACAGGAGGACCUCCACAACCUGUCUGUACAGGACGACCUUGACCAAGACAGCCUGAGUGAUGCCAGUAAGUCAGACGACUGCUCCAUCGUGGAGCAGAGGAAGAUGCCCACACCAGAGAGGACAGACAAGAGUACAUCUCAGAGCAGUGAAAAGGAGAGGCCCACACUCCCAGCCAAGUCUACAUCAUUCUACAUUUGCUCUAAGGAGAGUGUGUCUAAACAGGAGCGGGGAUCCAGACCCAAUACACCCAGGAUUGAGAGAAAACCACCACCACAUCCCAACACACCACAGUUCUCCACAGCCACCCUGACCAAACAACAGGGUGGACAAGAAUUUCAGAAGACAGUCAAGCUCAACUCAUCAGCUCCCAAGCUUGACUACCAGGGCAGAGUCAGCCCUGAGCCCAACGAGAUCUCAGUGUCUCUGGUCAGGCAGGAGAGUUUCAUUAAGGACCAGCCAAGUGAUGCUGCAGUCACCAGACUCCCACACAUCUCCAGCCAGCCUGCUCUGAAUGACCCUGACCCUGCUGAGGCGUUCCAGGGUGUUUGCAGCCAGGACACCCACUCCUACCUCAAUGGGACCGAGGAUGCUCUGGCUGCCCUGGCGGCCAAGCUCCAGGCCCAGCCGCCUGAUGUUGUUCCUCGCCCCAUAGAUUACUCUCUGUCUGGGGAGUCUGACAUGGACUCAGCGAGCACUGCCAGCCUGCGCAACAACCAGACUGCCCCCAAGACUGGAUCCAAGAAGCCCUUGUUCACUAGUGGCCUUCAGAGGGAGAGGUCCUCUGCCAGCUCCUUCACCCAGGAGCCCAGUCGCCAGCAGUCAGCCUUCGAUCGCCUGUCUGAGAAGCGGCGGUCCCAGAGAGUGGACAGCAGCAGGAAGCCUGAACAAGACAGGAGGCUGGGAAUGAGAUGCUGUGUUGUAAAACAUGGCACCAUGGACCUGAGUGACGACCCCCAGAGCUUCAGCUUACCCUACUGGCCUGAAACCAUCUCCUCAGACCAGGCGGUCCCCCGGCCCGCUGCAUGCAAGAAGUACACCGUCCCCCUGCAGAAGGAGGAACCCACUAAGUCCUCCAAAGUGGCCCAGGCCCUAAGCCGCUCCAACAGCAUGUCUGCCCCACGGCCCACAAGAGCUUCAAUGCUUCGCCGGGCUCGCCUGGGCGAGGCAUCCGACAACGAGGUUACAGAGACAGACAGAAUCUCCCAGAACUCCCAGGAAGUCAGUGGGACCUCCAAGGCCUCCCAGGACAGUAAGAAGCAGCUCUCCAGGCUGGACAUGCUGGCUCUGCCCCGGAAGAGGACUAGCUCCUUCACCACUCCCAGUGAUACAGAGUCCUCAGCACCCAGGACAGGCUUCUCCAACCGCAGCACAGAGUCCAACAGCGGCUCUGGCCUUAAGGACUCCGUGGCCGGGCCCAGCACUAAGCCUGCGCUAGGCAGGGCCUCUGGAGCUUCAGGCAAGCUCAUCACCCGCUUCCGCUCCAGCAGUGCCAAAUACACCAGCAGCACAGCCAGCUCUAGACGACGACAGAAAGGCUCUGACUACACCUCCACCUCCGAGGAGGAAUUUGACUCUAUCCAGAGCACCCUUAAACACAAACGCUCACACACCCCCUCAGCUUCCCGCUCCCAGCCUCUCAUCCCCCCACGCCCCAAACCCCGCUCACAAGACUCGGACCAGGAGAGUCACGAGGGAGACGCCUACCAGAACUGUUCCUCUCACAGUGCUGAGAUAGCAAGACUGAGUCAGGACCUGGCUAAAGAUCUAUCCGUCCUGGCCAGGGAAAUCCAUGGUGUGACUGGUGAUGCUGAUCCUCAGAGCUCUUCUGCAGUGGAGGCCAAUACACCUGUCUCUACCAUCACCGCCAGGGAGGUGUUGGUCCAUCCCAUCCCAGAAGCUGGUGUGAACUACCUUAGAGUUCCUCCUGGAUCCGCUGCAGCCAGGGACCCCGACCAAACCAUUAUGAAUGACCAGGAAUACAACUCUAAGCACAGAGGAUGGAACCAGGAAGUGGUUGUUGUGGAUGAUCUGAUGUUGAAUCCAGUGUCCCAGAUCUCUCUGGCUAUUCGAGAAAACACAGAGCAGCUAGCUGAGAAAAUAAAGGUACUAUUCCACAACAAAACUGACGUUUGGGGGGAGAUUGAAUCAAAGCUCAAUACUGAAAAUGACAUCCCGGUCCUGAAAGGCUCAAACAAGGAAAUCACAGCUAUUCUGAAAGAGCUCAGAAGAGUUCAGAGACAACUUGAAGUCAUCAACACUAUCAUUGAGCCCAGUGGAAAUCUUGAGCCAGCCAAAGCCUCCACUCCUAGUGCCGCCUCCACUCCUAGUGCCGCCUCCACUCCUAGUGCCCCCUCCACUCCUAGUGCCCCCUCCACUCCUAGUGCCCCCUCCACUCCUAGUGCCCCCUCCUCAGCCGGGUUGAAGCCAUCCAGGGCCCCUUCGAGAUACUGGAGAACCUCGGGUUCCCAGCGGGGUGGGGUUCCCUCUUCCAGCUCUAGGCCCAGUGAGAGUGUCAGGAGAUCAGUUGUGGCCUCUGAGGCAGAGAGCUACGUGGUCUGAGGUUUUGGAACACAGUGCCUCCCCUUCACUGCUGCAUCACAAUUCCAGGUGUUGAGAGAGUGGAUUAGAGGGGGAAAUAGGCACUGCUAGAGAGAACUGUGGCCCCACCGCACAAAGACACUACUGUACUGUGUGUGCACUACUAGACAACUGCAAUGCGCAUUGAACUGCCAUGGUGUGAGAAAAGGGUUGUACGAGACACAAAGCCAUGCAGUGGUUAGUUCAGUCGAGGGAAAAUCACUUUAAAGGCCCAUUGCAACUGUUUAUAUCAAUAAAAAAACAAUUCUGGAUAACAUAAGAACCUUACUUUAAUAGAUAUAUAUUCAAAUUGACAAAAAUAACUUUUUACACAAACUAUUUCUCAGGCAAGAAUUUUGCUAGGACUGUCUGAGUGGAGAAGAAAAACUGAAAACUAGCUGUUCUUGGCAGAGGUUUGGAACUCUUUGUUAUUGGUCUAUUAACCAAUUUACCGCAU
Messenger RNA from Oncorhynchus tshawytscha (Chinook salmon), 6168 nucleotides. Its product is annotated as centrosomal protein of 170 kDa protein B. NCBI's taxonomy places the organism in Eukaryota, Metazoa, Chordata, Actinopteri, Salmoniformes, Salmonidae. The record is from RefSeq and is a predicted model, not a curated record. Gene Ontology annotation, molecular function: protein binding.